Molecule: messenger RNA, 519 nt
Organism: Ambispora leptoticha
Lineage: Eukaryota; Fungi; Glomeromycota; Glomeromycetes; Archaeosporales; Ambisporaceae
Source: the annotation of a GenBank genome assembly
GCAUAUUUAUUAGCACGUAGUUCUUGGUCACGUGCAGAAGCACCAAUCGAAAUUGGUGAUCUCUCCAGAGAAGAAUCAUUGAACUACCUUAUCAAUAAGCGUGGAAUCAAGACUGUCAAGGAGGGCAAGAUCGAUACCACGGAAGCAGAGAAAUUAUUUGAUUUGGUUGGUGGACGCAUUGUAGAUCUGAAGUCUGUAACAGAUAAAUAUCUGAAAGGAAUAUCCAUUGAAGUUAUUGAACACGAAAUUUUAGUGAAAGUCGAAGACAAAUUCAGAACUGCAAAACUUCUUAAAGACGAUGAACAUCAUGAAGUAGGAAAACGUAUCAUCGGUGCUUUGCGGGAUUCCGGAGAGCUUAGCCGUACUGCAUUUGAGGAAUUUUUCAAAACGCGCCAGGAGGCCAAUGAAGUCUUGGAAACCAAUGUAUUCGCGUAUCAUCCAGAAAAAAAUACUGUAACCUUUCAUUCUCGCUCAAUAGAAUGUUAUAUUCGGGAAAAUGCUAGUAUAUUCAUUAAAUAG